Sorex fumeus (smoky shrew) is the source of this 2707-nucleotide messenger RNA. It is a transcript of the gene ZSCAN22, whose product is annotated as zinc finger and SCAN domain containing 22. Lineage: Eukaryota; Metazoa; Chordata; Mammalia; Eulipotyphla; Soricidae. The coding region runs from base 192 to 1667 and encodes 491 amino acids. Gene Ontology annotation, molecular function: RNA polymerase II cis-regulatory region sequence-specific DNA binding; DNA-binding transcription factor activity, RNA polymerase II-specific. Gene Ontology annotation, biological process: regulation of transcription by RNA polymerase II. The transcript is spliced from 3 exons. The record is from RefSeq and is a predicted model, not a curated record.
CGUUCUUUGCGGAGGCAAUGGUGUGACCACUUCCGGACAUGCCCCUCAGCGCCCCGGGUGACCCACGGUCCGGCUGCCUGUUUGCGGGCCGCCGGGCCGGCCUGACCUGAGGGCCAGCGUCUCCCUCAGCAGCGGGUGGAGACCCAGUUCCCAGACUCCAUCUUGUGUCUUGCCUGGAGUGCUACUGCCCAAUGGCCAUUCCCAAGAGCCCCCUGAGCACAGUGCCUGGGACACAGGAUGACUUCCUACGAGUGAAGGUGGAGGAUGAAGAGACUGACUGUCCCCGUGUCCAGGAAUUUAGCUACACUGCCCACCCUGAGUCUGCACGUCAGCGCUUCCGGCACUUCCGUUUUGAAGAGGCAUCCAGUCCACAUGAUGCACUUGCCCAGCUCUGGAAACUAUGCCGCCAGUGGUUGCAGCCAGAGAUGCACUCUAAGGAGCAGAUUCUGGAGCUUCUCGUGCUGGAGCAGUUCUUGGGGGCACUGCCCCCUGUGAUCCAGUCCUGGGUGGGGUCCCAGUGCCCCAAGAGCAGUGAGGAGGCUGUCUUGAUGGUGGAAGAUGUGACUCAGGUUCUGGAUAAGAAAGGAUGGGAACCGGAAGCUGAACUGUCAAAGGCAAACUACAAGCAGAGUGAUUCAGAAGAGUCAGAGCCUUCAGACAGGGCCACUGAAACCCUUGUGGGAGGUGUUUGCCUGGGACCUGCCUUUGGUAAUUCCUGCAAAUCUGAGGGCAGCUCAGAGAGGCAGGUGGGAGUCGCAGGGGUUAUCUGGACUAAUUCUGUUGCCCAAGAAAUAGAUCUCGGGGAAACAUCAGUAGUGCUUCACAAGGAUACCCCUCCAGAGCAACCCUGCUAUGAAUCAAGUGCCUUGGGGAACAUUCCCAAUGUGUGGACAAACUUCACCUCCCCAGACAACACUCCUCCAGAAGAGAAAUUUAAUCCAUUGGAGGGUUAUGGGACAGAACUACCAUGUCUGUAUUCUGGGAGGAAGUCCUCCAAGUGUGCCCAGUGUGGGAAAACAUUCCAAAGCCCCUUGACCCUGGAGGCACACCAGAAGAGCCAUUCCAGGAAGACACCUUAUUCUUGUAGUGAGUGUGGAAAAGCCUUCAGCCGUAGUACACACCUAGCCCAGCACCUGGUUGUGCACACAGGGGCAAAGCCCCACGAGUGUAAGGAGUGUGGCAAGGCCUUCAGCCGGGUCACCCACCUAACUCAACACCAGAGGAUCCACACUGGGGAGAAGCCCUAUAAGUGUGGGGAAUGUGGCAAAACUUUCAGCCGCAGCACUCACCUCACCCAGCAUCAGCGGGUGCACACUGGGGAGCGACCCUACGAGUGCGAGGAGUGUGGCAAGGCCUUCAGUCAGAGUACCCACCUUACUCAACACCAGCGCAUCCACACCGGGGAGAAGCCCUACAAGUGUGAUGCAUGCGGGAGAGCCUUCAGUGACUGCUCAGCACUCAUCCGACACUUGAGAACCCACUCAGGAGAGAAGCCAUAUCAGUGUAAGAUGUGUCCGAAGGCCUUUGCACAGAGUUCUUCCCUCAUUGAGCAUCAGAGAAUCCACACUGGGGAAAAGCCCUACAAAUGCAGUGACUGUGGGAAGGCCUUCAGCCGCAGCUCAGCACUCAUGGUUCACCUGAGGGUCCAUAUCACAGUCCUUCAGUAACAAGAGAUAGCCUUGGGCACCACACUGUCCCUCCUCAGAUGUCCAACAUCUAUGAAUCCUGAGUUCCACGAGUACCAAAAACAGGAUAAUAACAACAUAUAAAGAAUAAGACAGAUUUUGGGGGGUGGGAGUGAUAGCAGAGCAGUAGGGCGUUUGCCUUGCACACAGCCAACCUGACCAACCCAGGUUCAAUUCCUCUGCCCCUCUUGGAGAGCACGGCAAGCUACCGAGAGUAUCUUGCCAACACGGCGAAGCCUGGCAAGCUACCCAUGACGUAUUCGAUAUGCCAAACACAACAACAAGUCUCACAAUGGAGACAUUACUGGGCCCGCUCGAGCAAAUCAAUGAACAACAGGAGGACAGUGACAGUGACCCUGACAAUUGAUCUUUAACUGGAAAUUGCAGCCUUUAUUCCUGUCAGUGUUCUGGCCUUGACACCCGUUUUUUUUUUUUUAUAAUCCAUUCACAUGUGAAUCAUUUAGUCAUCCUCACUGUCAAUAUCUCACCCUCUUUUUCUCUGUAUUUGAGCAUUUUUCCAAGGUCAGUAAGAGAGAUCACAAAACUAACCAAGGAGAGAAGUUGUCAAGUAGAGGCGAAACACAGAUUUUGUCACACAUAAUGUAGACAAGAGGGGCUGAAAGAGAAGGUGACAAGUGCAGGGAAAACUCCACUAAGAGACAUUCUCAGUUAAGUGAUCAAACAAACCUAAGCCUAAAGCCAUACUAUAGAGUUUCAUUCUUCCCCAGGGCUGCUCUCGGGACCUCAGAUUAGUGGCUCCCCUGAACUUUGAAGAUCUGAUAAUUUUUAAGGCAGAAAAAGACUUGGUCUAUGCUACAUGUGAUCCAGGACUUGACUGACUUCUUCCUGUCUUCAUCUUUUCUCUAACCCCCACUCUCCUGAUACCUGUCACAGAAUAGUUCAUGCCUCUAUCCCCUGGUGCACUGAGCAUCUCUAGUACCUACUUUGUCACGAGAUGUGUGCCCAAGUUUAUCUAAAGGGAAAGGAAGUCAGAGAGAAUAAAGGUUUUUCUUAAUGCUGCA